AAUAAUAGAGUACCGAAGCAAAGUCACCGUACAACAUGGAAAAAUCUCAAGACAGUGCCCAUCUCAUGCUCGAGAAGCAGAGAUUCAGAACAAAGGCGUUUCUCCUCACUGUGUGCUUUGUUCUCAUUCUUGCAUUAGGAAGAUUGGUGAUCUAUGGCUCGGGAGAGCUUAGUUUGAGUAAUUCCUUCAACUCCCAGACGGUUGAAACCGUUGAUUUCGACUUCCACAAGCCUACAUCCAGCGAGUUUACCGAGUACAUGGCUACUGCGGCGAAGAGAGCCGACAACGAUGGUAAUAAUGAUAAUUCCAAUAAUGAUAGCCAGGAAACCGGCAAAUCCAAGCCCAAAAGUGCGGUGCAAAAGGUGUUUGACAAGCCUGCUAUUCGUGUUGUGUUGGUGAUCGGAGCUUUUAUCAUCUUGAACAUGGUUGCCAUCACUAUACACCACAUAUUCCAGCUAAUGACCAGAUCAGAGAAGAGCUACAGAAAUGUCGAGCAGGUGAUAUCGCCUUUCUAGUUGACCACACCGUUCUGACCAGGGGAGCGAGACGAAUCGCUUAGCCCAGUUUAGAUUUGUUAUGAUUGAAACAUUUCCCAGGUUAGAACUCCUCGAAAUGGGCUGUCUACACCAAUAGGUCUGACGUGAUGCCAUUAAUGCAUACAAGUGCUGCUGAUAUGAAAGAUAAUAAUCUUCCCACCCGUCUAUAACUAGAACUGCCUGCUUUGCAGGUUUCCACUGAUACUGAACCUUGUUUUGCUCUCUGUUCUGUUCCUUACGCUCGUUACACUGCGGUGGAAAACAUGUUAAAGUACAACCCAUUUUUCACAAAAGCCAACCCUGAGACCCAUAUAUAUUUAGUUCCUUCAUUCCACGUGCUUUCCCGGCCCUUCUUCCUGUCUUUUCUGCCU
This is a messenger RNA of Suhomyces tanzawaensis NRRL Y-17324, 907 nucleotides long. RefSeq lists its product as uncharacterized. NCBI's taxonomy places the organism in Eukaryota, Fungi, Ascomycota, Pichiomycetes, Serinales, Debaryomycetaceae. The transcript has a single exon. The record is from RefSeq and is a predicted model, not a curated record. Bases 36 to 515 code for a protein of 159 amino acids.